AUGGAACAGGUUGAAGAGCUGCUUACCACGUUCUUCCCACCUCUACCAGCGAGGAUUGAAGAUGAGGGAUUUCAACAACAAAGAGAACCGAUACACAUGCCAGACCUGACUAUGGAGGAGAUUGAGCGGAAAGUAUUCGAAGCCAAACCAUGGAAAGCACCCGGAGAAGACGGCCUGCCAGCAAUAGUAUGGAAGCAGCUCUGGCCAGUGGUCAAGAAUAGGCACAUGAUCAGUGCUUCAGGAGGCUCAAUCACCUUUCUGGAUGACUUUUUAGCCUGGGUAACAGACCCAACUGCUGAGGCAAAUCGAUCUGGCAUUGAGGUCAUAAUUAACAGCGCUCUCAACUGGGAGGAGCGUAGUGGAGCUACAUUCGAAGGCGAAAAGACAGCUAUUGUACAUUUCACUCGAAAAGUUGAUCGGUCAAGCAGAGCUGCAUUCACAGUCAAAGAAGAGUUAGUUGAACUAAAAGAGUAUGCCAAGAUUCUUGCGGUAGUUAUGGACUCUCAAAUACGCUACAAACAACACAUUGCUCGAGCAGCAACUAGAGGGCUAAAGGCCGCUAUGGCACUAAGAAGGCCGAAGGCACUCUGCCCACAAACUGCAAGGCAGCUAUUCACAGCAACAGUGACACCUACAAUAAACUACGCCUCUAACAGAGUGCUGAAGAUAGGGGGUAUAGCAGUCACAGGAGCCUUCCGGACAGUUGUGACGGCAGUCGUAGAAGCUGAGGCAAAUAUUCUCCCAUUCAAAGAACGACACACAGAGAAAACAACAAAGUUGUGGGCUGAUAUCUGCGCACUUCCUGGAACGAACCCACUAAGGGAGCUGAGGGUCACAUUAACUCGGAGGUUCUUCCCACUACAGAGUAUAGCGCAGACACUAGGAAGAGAUGUAGCAGAUAGAAUGGAAACCAUCAACGCGUACGCGGUAUCACCUUGGACAGAUCGACUGCAGAUGAGAGAUGAAUAUGAUGGAGAGAAAGCCAUGGGAAUCGCCAACAGUGCAGAAAGUAUUCUAAUUGCUACUAGCUCGUCCUCCAAGGGUGACAUGGUAGGCAUGGGAGACAGCAUUAAGGAUACCCAGGUCAACAGUGCCGAUGAUGUACUGACUAGCUACACUACGACGCUAUCAAGGCAAACAGAACAGAACCCAUACACAGCUGAGCUGGAAGCGAUAGCCGCAGGAUUAAAACGUAUCCCGCCAUGGGUCUUCAAUAAGCAAGUGACCAUCCUCAGCAGCAAUCGAUCAACAUUAGGUGCCAUUGGACAACAGCGUCAACAGUCUGGCCAAACUUCUUCGGGGAAGGGAAAAUGUGGUCAGCUUACUUUGGGUCCCAGCACAUAUGGAUUCUGCAUUAAGACUGAAAGCAAAAAUGGCCGCUCAAGAUCAACAAGAGAGGUAUUUGAACCAGAAAAGCAAUCAUACCAGGCUAAAUCAACCGCAGUGAGACUUGCUAUUGCCAAACAACGACAUAAGAAAGCCCUUCCAGAUGGAGUGGGUAAAUACUCAAAGACCAUUGACUUAGCAUUGCACAGGUUCUAG
Messenger RNA from Talaromyces stipitatus ATCC 10500, 1542 nucleotides. RefSeq lists its product as uncharacterized. Lineage: Eukaryota; Fungi; Ascomycota; Eurotiomycetes; Eurotiales; Trichocomaceae. The coding region runs from base 1 to 1542 and encodes 513 amino acids. The transcript has 4 exons. The record is from RefSeq and is a predicted model, not a curated record.